This is a messenger RNA of Sinocyclocheilus grahami, 2024 nucleotides long. It is a transcript of the gene cyp2ad6, whose product is annotated as cytochrome P450, family 2, subfamily AD, polypeptide 6. The coding region runs from base 80 to 1561 and encodes 493 amino acids. Gene Ontology annotation, biological process: xenobiotic metabolic process. Gene Ontology annotation, molecular function: iron ion binding; oxidoreductase activity, acting on paired donors, with incorporation or reduction of molecular oxygen, reduced flavin or flavoprotein as one donor, and incorporation of one atom of oxygen; heme binding. Gene Ontology annotation, cellular component: intracellular membrane-bounded organelle; cytoplasm. The transcript has 9 exons. The record is from RefSeq and is a predicted model, not a curated record. NCBI's taxonomy places the organism in Eukaryota, Metazoa, Chordata, Actinopteri, Cypriniformes, Cyprinidae.
CACACACACCCUAUUCACAACAGCCUGGCUAAAUUAAGUUGGUUUACCUCAGAGGAAUCGGCUGCCCAUAGCCUCAGCCAUGAUUUUAUAUUCUUUAUAUGAGUGCCUGGAUUUUAAAAGCUGCUUGUUUUUGAUUUGUUUACUGCUGCUGCUUAUAGAUUUCAUCAGACAUAAAAAUCCAACAAAUUUUCCACCAGGACCCUGGCCGCUACCCAUCCUAGGAAAUGUCUUCACUGAUGUUAACUAUAAAACUGUGGACCAGCUGACUGAGAAAUAUGGGAACAUCUUCAGUGUCAGAAAUGGAAGUGAUAAAAUAGUGUAUGUGUCCGGGUUUAAAAUGGUGAAGGAUGUUUUGAUCUCUCAAGGGGAAACCUUCACUGACCGCCCUGUUUCACCUUUAUUUGACACACUUUAUAAAGGCAGAGGAUUGUCCUUCAACAAUGGCUACUCAUGGAGGAAACAACAGCAGUUUUCUAUGAGUCACCUGAAAAACUUUGGAGAGGGGAGGAAGACUCUAGAAAAACAUAUUCAACGAGAGUGCUAUUUCCUUUGUAGAGCAUUUAAAGAAGAGCAGGGCUACCCAUUUAACCCUCUGGUCAAAAUUAACAACGCAGUGGCCAAUGUCAUUGGUAGCCUGGUGUUCGGCCAUCGAUAUGAAUAUGAUGAUGUUGAUUUCCAGAAGCGUCUACAAAUGAGCGCAGAGUCAGUGUUUCUUACGGGAUCUGUGUGGAACCAGCUGUAUGAUGCCUUCCCAGGUAUAAUGAAAUGGUUGCCAGGAUCCCAUCAGACAAUAAUCUCAAACUACCAAAAGUUAGAAAACUUCCUGAAAGAAAAGGCUGAGCAACACAGACAAGACUGGGACAGCAACAAUCCCAGAGAUUAUAUUGAUGCCUAUCUGACAGAAACAGAGAAGAGAAAGAAUGACACCAAGGCAGGGUUUAAUUUUGGCAGUCUGGUGUGGUGCAUGGUAGACUUGUUCGAGGGUGGAACUGAAACAUCGACCAACACACUCCGAUGGGCUCUGCUUUACAUGAUCAAGUACCCUGAUAUUCAAGAGAAGGUCCGAGCAGAGAUUGAUCAGGUGAUUGGCUCCUGUCCACCUACUAUGUCUGAUAAGGCAAACAUGCAUUACACCAAUGCUUUCAUUCAUGAGGUUCUCAGAAAAGCAAACCUUGUGCCUCUCAAUAUGGCUAGAACUGCGAGAAAGGACACAAAUCUGGGAGGCUAUUUUAUACCAAAGGGGACUGUGAUAAUCACUAAUCUGACAUCAGUGCUGUAUGACAAACAUGAAUGGGAAACACCAGACAUCUUUAACCCUGGACACUUUCUAGGCUCUGAAGGCCAGUUCUGCAGGAGAAAUGCCUUCUUUUCCUUCUCAGCAGGCAAAAGGCAGUGUCCAGGAGAGCACCUGGCUCACGUGGAGCUGUUCAUCUUUCUCACCAUUCUCCUGCAGAACUUCAGUUUCAGUCCUCCUCCUGGUGAGGAGCCCAGUCUGGAGAGCCAGGUGGGCUUCACACAAGCCCCUCUGCCAUACAAGCUCUGCGCUCACCCGAGAUGCUAAAUCCUGCUGUCUGAGGAUGCAAUGUAUGGGGUAUAGCAAAUUUUAUGCAAGAAAUAUCACCCACAGCUUCCUUAUGUUUACGGUUACACUUUGGGUCUUUUUUAUAUGCAUAUAUAAAUAAUACAAAUACAAAGUCAUUUAAAGUGUACAUUAAGUCCAGGAAUUCCAAAUCCUUUUUUUUUAAUGUAUUUUGCCAUAAUGUCCCACCAUUACAUAGAUUAUGAUCUGUACAAUCAAACAAACACAGGAAAUGUGCUCUGGGCUUAAACACUUCCUGUCUACACAAGGAAAGAAUUUGUUGUUAGAAUGUGGGAUCCUUUAGCUCUGUAUGCAUUAUUUAUUUCCCUCCUACAACAUCUAUUGAUAAUGCAUAACUUUUUAAAAACAUUAUGAAUAUGUGCUUGCCAGCCUCUUAUUACUUCUGUAGGGUGCCACACCUUCGAUAUACAUGGUGACUAGAUGU